Molecule: messenger RNA, 1153 nt
Organism: Argiope bruennichi
Lineage: Eukaryota; Metazoa; Arthropoda; Arachnida; Araneae; Araneidae
Product: techylectin-5A-like
Exons: 7
Coding region: 81-1031 (316 amino acids)
Source: RefSeq, a predicted model, not a curated record
ACAUAAAUAAGAUUUCAGUGCUUUGAAAUUACUUAUCAUUUGUAAUCUUUUGCUCGACACCCAUUACACCCACUGCAAACAUGAAAAAUAUUUACUUUUUCUGCGCUUACUUCUUCAAUUUGUUGGUAAUAUUAUAUGCAGUAGGGCCUGCAAAAUCAGGUUGCUUAGAAAACGAAAAAGCUCUUGCUUUACUCGAAACAGCUGAAACUUUUCUGACGAAAGCACGAUACAAUUAUCCUUCUUGCAAAAAGAAUUUAAAUUCUACAAACGAAACAGAUUGUGAUAGUGAGAAAUCUUUGGCUUAUAUCGAAAUUUCAAAGAAGCUGAUUUCCGAUGUAAGAGAAAACUUCCCAUCAUGUUUCAAGCCUACUGUAGAUGACGAUCAAGAUGACGUAAAAGAGGAGAAAUACAUUAACUGCUCUGAAAUUCUUGCAAAUGGAUGCAAAAAAAGUGGAGUCUACACAAUAUGGCCGAAGGAUUUUCCGGCAGAAAAAUCGUUGAAAGUCUAUUGCGAUAUGGAGACAGAGGGUGGAGGAUGGACGGUGAUCCAAAGAAGAGGAAAAUACCCAGUUCAACAAGAUUUCAAUCUGGAUUGGGAAAGCUAUAGGAAUGGUUUCGGAAACUUAACGCAAGAGUUUUGGUUAGGUAAUGAAAACAUUCGUCUUUUGUGUCUGAAAGGAUGCAAAAUACGUUUCGAUCUCCAAUAUGAAGGAGGUACUGUUUAUUUCGCAGUUUAUCAGAACUUUAAGUUGGCUACCAACAAUUACCGCAUUGAUAUCAGUGGUUACUCAGGAAAUACAACUGACGCAAUGCAGUAUCAUAAUAAAUAUGAAUUUUCCACAAAAGACAGAGACAGCAGUGGCAGAGCUAAGGCAUAUCAUUCAGGAUGGUGGCUCGGAAAUUCCUACAUUACUAACUUAAACGGCAUCUACCAACCAGGUGGAAAUGGCGUACAAUACGUUUACUGGUGGAAAUAUAGCGGUGAUUAUAACAAUUUGGCAUCCGUGGAGAUAAAAGUGAAGCCAAACUAAACCGAAUCCGCAAUAUGUGAAAAACAUCAAUGUGUUUGUAUUCAUGUAGAUGCUUAUUGUUAUGCUAUAAUGUUCUUAAAUCAAUAAAACUGUCUUAUUUUGUAUUUUUGUAUUAAAACAGA